Messenger RNA from Eucalyptus grandis, 3771 nucleotides. Its product is annotated as TMV resistance protein N. Gene Ontology annotation, biological process: defense response; signal transduction. NCBI's taxonomy places the organism in Eukaryota, Viridiplantae, Streptophyta, Magnoliopsida, Myrtales, Myrtaceae. The transcript is spliced from 4 exons. Bases 804 to 2636 code for a protein of 610 amino acids. Gene Ontology annotation, molecular function: protein binding; ADP binding. The record is from RefSeq and is a predicted model, not a curated record.
CGCUCAGAGCUUCUCACUCGAUAAACCCUCGGGGCAGCUUUGGUCUUCCGAGUCCUUGGCCGAUUCAUCAUCGUUCCAGAUUCGUCGGUCGAUCACGUCGAUCUCGCCCUCCAAACCCUGAGAGCGCUUGUUUCUUUGAAGCGAGCGAGAGCCAGAUCCUCGACUUCACUGCCGAACGGGGAAGGGCAACCCCGGGUCAGAGGCCGCCCAGCAUCUCCGAGAGCAAAGCCCACUCUGCUUCUGCUUUAAGCCCUUGAUUUUCUUAGCAAGAAUCUUUCUCUCUCUCUGUUCCGAAGCUUGGCAUUCUAGAGAAGCACAUGUACCAUCAGCUCUUCUAAUGGCUGCUUCUUCGAAUAUGAAAAGGAAUUACCAUGUGUUCCUCAGUUUCAGAGGGACAGAUGUCCGCCAAGGCUUCCUCAGUCAUCUCUACGCGGCUCUGGACCAGCAAGGAAUAUACACUUUUGUGGAUAGCGAGGAGCUUAGGAAAGGAGAGGAAAUAUCGUUGGCGCUCAUGAGGGCGAUUGAGGAAUCGCACGUUGCGAUCAUCGUUUUCUCUGAGCACUACGCUUCCUCACGGUGGUGUUUGGAAGAGCUCUUGAAAAUCAUGGAGUGCAAGGAGAAAAAUGGCCUGAAGGUGUUCCCUGUGUUUUACAAAGUGGAACCCAGAGAAGUGAGAGAGGGGAGAGACAGUUAUAAGAGAGCUAUGGAUAACCAUGAGUCCAAGUUGGGGAAGGAUUCAGAGAAAGUGAAGAGAUGGAAGAAGGCUCUCUCUGAAGCCGGUAGCUUGUCUGGGUGGGAGUUGAAUGACAGGUCUAUGGGGACCUGGAGGCAUAGGGAAGACAGCAAUUGCCAAGGCCCUAUAUAAUGCUAUGAUGAGACAAUUUCAGGUUUGUAGUUUUUUGGAGCAAGUUAGAGAAAAAUCACACCAAAGCGGUGGUCUUGUUUCUUUACAAAAGGAUCUUCUAUCUGAGAUCCCGGUUCAUCCUUUAACGGUCUAUAGUGUCGCUGGAGGAAUUAGUUUGAUACAAGAAAGACUAUGUUGCAAGAAGGUUCUCCUGGUUCUUGAUGAUGUUGACCAUAUGAAUCAAUUGAAUGCAUUAGCUGGAAAAGGCAAUUGGUUUGGAAAAGGAAGUAUAAUCAUUGUUACAACAAGAAAUAAACAAUUGCUGACUUCUCAUGGCAUAAAUCGUGUGCAUAGAAUUCAAACUUUAGGAUGUUGUGAAGCACGAGACCUUUUUUGUCUGCAUGCUUUCCCAGAUAGCGAGAGUGUUGAAAUAGGAGUGGAUCUCAUAGAUAGAGCACUGCGUUAUUGUGACGGCCUUCCGUUAGCCCUCGAAGUCUUGGGCUCAUUCUUAUGUGGAAGAAACGAAGCUGCAUGGGAAAGUGCAUUGCAUAAACUUUCCAAAAGUCCUGACCAAAUUAUUAAUCAAGUUCUCAAGACAAGCUUUGAUGGAUUGGAGAACAAUGAGAGGGAGAUUUUCCUCGAUAUUGCUUGUUUCUUUAAGGGAAAGGGAGUAGAAUACAUCAAGGAAGUUCUUGAUGACUCUGGUUUUAACACAACCAUAGGAAUAGAAAUUCUCAUCGAGAGGUCCUUGAUAAAAAAUGAGUAUGGAACCCUGCAAAUGCAUGAUUUGAUUCAGUUGAUGGGUAAGGAUAUUGUUAAUGAGGAAUGGCCCGAUGAUCCUGGGAAACGCAGCAGAUUAUGGCUUUUCGAAGAUGUUGAGGAAGUUCUCUAUGAAGAUACGGUAAAAGUAAUGGAUGCAGUAAAGGCCAUAGUAUUGAACUUGGCCACACCAAAAGAGAUGACCAUUAGUCCUUGUGCUUUCAAAAAAAUGAAAAGGUUGAGAAUGCUCAUCUUGCACAAAGUGCAUAUCUCUUCACAAGGUCUUGUACGCCUCCCUAAUGCACUCAGAUGGCUUGAAUGGCCCAAUGCCCUGCAUCUAGAAUUUGGCCUUGGUCCAAAGAAACUGGCAAGACUCCGUUUUCAGAACAGUCAUAUCAAACAAUUAGUAGGCAACUGUCAGAAUUUUAUAUGUUUGAAGUCCAUCGAGUUCCGGGAUUGCAAGUCCCUGGCUAGUAUUCCUGACAUUUCAUCGGCUCCACUUCUGGAGAGCUUAGAUCUUUUCAGUUGCAAAAGCUUGGUAGAGGUUCACCAAUCCGUUGGAGAUCUUGACAAGUUGAAACAUUUGAAUAUAUCAAGUUGCUCCAAUCUUCGGAUCUUUCCAAACACACUCAAGACAAAGUCUCUUCAAUGGCUUGAUUUCUCUGGUUGCUCUAAACUUGAGAAAUGCCCUGAUAUUCUGGAAAAGAUGGAACACCUAAUAUAUUUUUUUCUAAAAGGGACGGCAAUUAAAGAACUCCCUGCAUCAAUUGAAAAUCUUGUCUCUAUAGAGCAGAUAGAUUUAGGUUGUUGCAAUAACCUCACAAGGCUUCCGUCGAGCAUUCAUAAGUUGAAAAAUCUCAAGUCUCUGGUAGUUAGCUACUGCUCAAAUUUUGUCAUGUUUCCAAAGAACUUGGAGGAUUCAAUUGAUCCUGAUGACGAUUUGGGAUUCCCAAGUUUAAGGUGGCUAGACCUCUCUCACUGCAAUCUAUCAAAAGCGAGUUUCUUGAGAAUGCUUCCAGUUGUCCUAUAUUGACGUGCCUAAAUCUUACAAAUAACAAAUUUACUCAUCUUCCUACAUGCAUCAAUAAGUAUGAUUAUUGGAAAGACUUGUUUGUUUAUAGCUGCAAGCAAAGCAAAGGGGUCAGUGUGGCUGAUGCGUCAUCACCCAAGGUCUCUCUCUCUCUCUCUCUCUCUCUCUCUCUCUCUCUCUCUCUCUCUCUCUCUCUCUCUCAUUUUGAAUGUUUGAUACGUGUACAUCUCGUAUGACAGGAAGUUGAGAUUCUUGUAAAUGGAAGAGAGAUGCCCGAAUGGAUUCUCCAUUGUAAAGAGGACACCAUAUCUUUCAUGGUUCCCCCAGACUUAUGUGACAAGAUCUUGGGACUAGCAAUCUGUGUUAUUCUUCGCCAGAAUAAGAAAGGCUCGUUCGACGAUUCGUCCUGUUCAUUUGACAUCAGCUUGUUUGUAAAUGGCAUAAGAUCGUAUUACCGUUUGAUAUUUUUUGAUCCAUUGGAAUCCGAUCAUGUGAGUCUUGUUUAUUUCCCAAGCAACAGAAAGAUAGAAGAGAAGCCUCUGCAAAACGGUUGGAGCCAUAUCCAAGUUUGUGUCAGGGCACUGGAAGGAACCAUAAAGAAGCGUGGAUUCCUUCUAAUAUGCGAGCAACAGGAGGAUGAUCUGAGGGUCUGUUUUCCAACGCCAUCGGCGGAUGGAAACAGAUUGGAGUUUCAAGGAAAGAUACUCGAAGGAAGACAAUUAUCAACAGACACCGAGGAAGAAAAUAGUCCACUGGAGCAGAACUCAACAAAGAAGAUGAGACGGUCUUAGCAAUGGCGAGAGUAUGGGUUGAACUCGCACCACCUGUUGAGGUAGCGAUUCUUGAGGAUGCGAACCGGUGAUCUUGAUUUCAAUGCCUCUUGCUUUUCCUUUUUUUCUCGUCUCUACCAAAAAUUUGCAAUUGUCUGCUCCUUCAAUUAGUCGCAUAGUGCAAAUGACAUGGUUGAGGAACUUUUCAUUUCCCUCUCGAUCUCUAUGAUCUGUGAUGCAAGAGUGCACCAAUCCAAUAUCAAGUGGAAUGCUUGCUGAAUGGCCAUUGUCUUCCAAAUUCAGUGAGAUAUAUCACAUAGAACUCUUGUCACCUCUCUUAAUCCAAUUAAUGAUGUCGAUGCUUCAUA